Cotesia glomerata is the source of this 796-nucleotide messenger RNA. Its product is annotated as histone H1-like. Gene Ontology annotation, molecular function: double-stranded DNA binding; nucleosomal DNA binding; structural constituent of chromatin. Bases 68 to 739 code for a protein of 223 amino acids. Gene Ontology annotation, biological process: chromosome condensation; negative regulation of DNA recombination; nucleosome assembly. Gene Ontology annotation, cellular component: nucleosome; nucleus. The transcript has a single exon. Lineage: Eukaryota; Metazoa; Arthropoda; Insecta; Hymenoptera; Braconidae. The record is from RefSeq and is a predicted model, not a curated record.
AACGGCCGUCGUUAGAAGCUUUAAUCCGCGUACUAUCUCAUUAUUAUAAAGAAUAAUCAUCCUCACGAUGACUGAUACCGAAGUCGUGCAAUCUCCAGUGGAGAAGAAGAUCGCCGCUAAAACUGAUUCUGUUAAGAAGGCAGUCACGGCUAAAAAACUAGCUACCAAGUCAACUCAUCCUAGCACCGCUGACAUGGUCAAGGCUGCUAUCAAACAUCUUGCUGAGCGCCAGGGAUCAUCGCUUCAAGCUAUCAAGAAGUACAUCGCUUCAACUUACAAAGUUGAUGUCGAGAAGCAGGCUCAGUUCAUAAAGAAGUUCCUCAAGUCGGCUGUUGUCAAGGGAAUUUUGAUUCAAACCAAAGGCAAAGGUGCCUCUGGAUCCUUCAAGCUUCCAAUCACCAAAGCUGCAGUCAAGCCGAAGCCCAAGGCAGCUUCCGCUGAGAAGAAAGCAGUUCCGAAAAAAGCUGCAGACAAGAAACCAGCAACUAAGAAGACUCCUGGUGAAUCGAAAACUUCAGUGAAAAAGACAACUGGACCCAAAAAAGCUGCUACUACGAAAUCGGCAUCAGCUAAGAAAGCAGCCACUAAACCUUCAGCGAAACCUAAAACUACUGCUACACCAAAAGCUAAAAAAGCUGUUAAAGCUCCGACUGCCAAACCCAAGUCGCCAAAGCCCAAGAAAGUUACUGCUCCAAAAGCGGCGAAAGCUCCUGCCAGAAAAGCUGCAGCUAAGAAAUAAGACGACUACCUUUUUAUUUAAUCAUUAAAAAAAAUAAUAUAAACGGCCCUUUUCAGG